This is a messenger RNA of Penicillium egyptiacum, 2922 nucleotides long. Lineage: Eukaryota; Fungi; Ascomycota; Eurotiomycetes; Eurotiales; Aspergillaceae. The record is from the annotation of a GenBank genome assembly.
AUGAAAGUGAAAAAGCCCCGUGGCAUUCGGCAUGACCGAGACUGUGGUCGCUGUAAAGUCCGAGGGAUCAAAUGUGACCUGAACCGACCCCGAUGUCAAGCCUGUCUCCAGUGUGGAGAAGCAUGCAAUUAUCCACAGCGAGUUGUAUGGGUAGAUGAUAAGAAGAAGCCGAAAUCGCCCAAAGGCACCUCACCACAGGUUCCCAAUGAAGAGACACCGAACGCUGGAGCUUUCAAGUCGGCAUCUAUCAAUCUAUACGGUUUCAUCGACCUCUUGGAUGCUUUUUGCCAACAAAUCCAAUCUAGCAGCCGCGACAUCCCAGAAGAAGGGAUUCAGCUGAUUUCACGCACCCUAAGCUUUGCCCGCUCGCGCAUCCAAGAUGCAAACAACAAAGAAUCCCUCCAGUCGCAUUUAGUGGCCUUGACAAACCUGAGCCAAGUCAUCCAGUCCGCACACCCAAUUGCGCUCUUCGGCAUCGCCACUUUCGCCAUGUUUGAAGUAUGCUGCGGAUCCUUUGGCAACUGGCAUUGCCAUCUCCAAGGCGCACGCUCCCUGCUAGAUCUCCACUGUCAACACAAGGCCGAUCUAGACGACGUCUGCGGCGAAAUAUCCGGUCUAGCUGAUGUUAUCGCCUAUCUAGUAUGGUUUGAUGUUACAGGUGCCCUUGUCAGGGGAAGUCAAUUAAUUUUCGAGGACUGGCAUCGCGAGACCUUAUCUGCUGGAUUCUUCGACUCAGUUGGAUGUCCAGCAGACACAUUCGAUCUAUUUGUUUAUCUUGCGAAACACGACAGCAAUGGGAUCCGCGCUAUGGAACUCAGUGCUCGAGCAUUAGCCCAGGUCCUGCAGCUUAAUGCGGGCGACUCAACAGACCGCAACCUUGCGACGACCGUGUAUAGAGGGGCCGCGGCAAUCAUGGCAUUCAGUCGCGCGGGAAUGGCUACGGGCGGCGAUCCCUCUGUAUCGACAUAUCAUUUGAACGUAGUCUCUUCCAUGGUAGAUCGAGCUUGCCAGGCUAUGGCGGAAAUCCCUUCUACGUCGAGAUUCUACGUGCAUCUAGCUACUCCCGCAUACCUGAUAGGGAUGAGCGCCUCGACAGCACGCCAGUGCGAAAUAAUCCGAGGCUACUGGCGCAACUGCCAGUCAUGCGAAUUCCCCCGUUAUCCGGACGCGGAGGCGCAGUGCGAGUGGAGGUGGAGGACAUGCGGGGUGGGGAAUCCCCCCAUGGCUACCUCGUACCAAGACCGUUGCGCCCGAAAGCGCGCUGACCAGCUUUCCCUCAUCCUCCCCGAAUGGCGCUUAGAUCCCGUUCCCUCCAUAGAAUCCGCUCCGGAUGCUCUGACAUAUCUGCGCCUCAUUCUCAGCCCAGAAGAACUAGCUCUCACAGAAGAGACUGAUAUCGCCGUCCUUCUCCGCAAGCUUUCAUCUGGAGAACUCUCAUCUCUAAAGCUGACUCGAGUCUUCGCCAAGCGCGCCGCCCUCGCCCACCAACUUACAACAUGCUGCACGGAGAUCUUCUUCCAAGAGGCCUUCACCGUCGCCCAGGAACUAGAUGGCUACCUCGCCAAGACAGGGAAGACUGUCGGCCCUCUACACGGAUUACCAGUAUCCAUCAAAGACCUAUUCUCCGUUGAAGGAGUAGAUACUUCAAUCGGCUGGGUCGGCCUCACCAACAACCCAGCAAAAGCAGACAAAUCCGUAGCGCGAACACUCCGCCGUCUCGGUGCCGUCCUCUACGUCAAAACCAAUCUGCCACAAUCAAUGAUGAUGUCCGACUCGUACAACCACGUCUUCGGGCAGUGCGUCAACCCCUUCAACCGCGAACUAAUUUCCGGUGGGAGUUCCGGCGGCGAGGGCUCACUUGUUGCGGCGCGCGGAAGCGUACUUGGUAUUGGCACGGAUCUGGGUGGUUCGAUUCGUAUUCCUGCUGCGCUUUGUGGGCUUUAUGGAUUGUCGCCUAGUCCGGGGAGACAUCCUUAUGAGAGGGGGAAUCCAGGGCAGGAUAUUGUGAGAUCUGUUGCUGGGCCUAUGGCCUGCAGUCUGUCGACUAUUGAGAGGUAUAUGGAAGUUUUGCCGGAAGCGAGGCCAUGGGAGGUUGAUCAACAUGUUGCGCCUGUUGCGUGGAGAAAGGAAUUGGCUUCUCCUGGUGUGAAGAGGUUGCGGAUUGGGUUUUUGGUUGAUGAUGGUGUUGUUAAGGUUCAGCCGCCGAUUGCGAGGGCUAUGCGUGAGGUUAUUGAUGCGCUGGAAACGGCGGGACAUGAAGGUACGAUAACUGACAAAACUCUGACCCAAUGGCUACUGUGGAUCGUUUACAAACAACUCUUAGUGUUUGAGUGGGAUGCCUCCUCGCAUAGUUAUGCAUAUGAGCUCUGGGCAAAGGCUAUCUUCUCUGAUGGCGGCGAGGGCUGUCGAAGACAAAUAGAAAAGACUGGCGAGCCACUUAUUGAGGGCAUGCUCGUUGGUAAACUCGAGGAUACUUUGACUACCAGUCAAACGCACCAACUAAAUGCGGACAAAUACAAUUUCGAAACGGCAUAUCUCGAGAAGUGGGUAUCCACCGAUAUCGACGCAUUGAUCAUGCCUAAUACUUCAUGGGUGGGAUAUAAACCGUGGACGUGGGUGAAGUCCAGUGCAUAUGUGGGCUACACGAGUAUCUGGAAUUUCCUUGGCUAUGCCGCGUUGGCAGUACCUGUGACGACUGCCUCGAGGACCAAGGACGUUCCGGAUGAAGAGUGGCUGGCCCAUGUUCCGAGGAAUGGUAGUGAUAGUUUUAAUAAGCAGCAGUACGAUAUCAACCUGGUGGAGGGUAUGCCUGUCGGGAUACAGGUGGUCGGGGGUCGGUUUGGCGAAGAGAAAUGUGUUGCCGUGGCCAAGGCGAUUGAACAGGCUAUGCGGGGGAAGAUCCCCUCGCGGGCAAGUCUUUGA